Messenger RNA from Mugil cephalus (flathead mullet), 4521 nucleotides. It is a transcript of the gene kcnq1.2, whose product is annotated as potassium voltage-gated channel, KQT-like subfamily, member 1.2. The transcript is spliced from 19 exons. Bases 439 to 2595 code for a protein of 718 amino acids. Gene Ontology annotation, biological process: transmembrane transport; potassium ion transport. Gene Ontology annotation, cellular component: membrane; voltage-gated potassium channel complex. NCBI's taxonomy places the organism in Eukaryota, Metazoa, Chordata, Actinopteri, Mugiliformes, Mugilidae. Gene Ontology annotation, molecular function: voltage-gated potassium channel activity. The record is from RefSeq and is a predicted model, not a curated record.
ACUGAUUUUUUUUAUUUUUUUUUUAAUAUUAAAUAAACCAUAAGAGCCAUAUUCCCUUUCUUUUGUCAACUCUCUAGAUAGUGCGCGCGACCAUCCACGUGCGGCCAACGGCUGCCUCUCUCUCCACCAGCUGCUGCUUUUUGAGGCAUCGUGCGGUGCGUUCAGACACCCUCGUCACUUUUUUCCUUUUAUAUUCUGGCAAAUCCUUAAAAUCCCCGCAUGGCUGAACUCCAUGAGGACACGACUAACGUAGGAUUGGGGCACAUGUAUGGACACACUCUCAGCGCACCAGAGACAGUUCUUCUCUGCAGCUGGAACCUAACCAUGUCUAGCUAGGUCUCCUAUCCUGCUGGUCUUUUUCCUUCCACCCGAAACCUUGAGCCGAUCCUCCAGGACUUUUAAGCCCCCCUUUGCCCUCUCUCAACUAAAGCGUCCAACAUGGGGGAAAGGCGAACACACUCCUUUCACACAACGUGCCAUGUUCAGCGUGACUAUGGUAACAGGUUGGGGAGUUCCUUCAUACGUUGGAGCCCCAACGGAUAUGCCACCACAAGCCUCUGCCACAACCUGGACCAGGGCAUGGACGCGGACCCGGCAACCUCCACCCUCAGCACUGCCGGUAGCACUGCCCUACGGGCUCCCACACCCGACAGAAGCCACUACUCUCCUGUUUCACUGGAACUGGACCCCACAGCAGUGAAUAAUGGAUCAGGCAUUCCCUGCCAUCCACCAGGGGACACAAAGGACCCAGGGCUGCAGAUCAUACACGGCCAGCCCUCCGUCACCUCCGUCCCGCCACCUCUCCCUCAAUCGAGCUGGCUGCAUCAUCAGAAGGAUUUCCACAGCCCUUACAUCAAGACUAGCAUGCAGGGGGAUGUUUACAACUUCCUUGAGAGACCUGCUGGAUUAAAAUGCUUCCUCUACCACUUCCUUGUCUUUCUCAUGGUCCUCGUGUGUCUCAUCUUCAGUGUCCUCUCCACUAUAGAACAAUAUGCAGACUUUGCCACUGGAACCCUCUUCUGGAUGGAGAUUGUGCUGGUGCUGUUCUUUGGCACGGAGUAUGUGGUCCGGCUGUGGUCGGCAGGCUGCCGCAGCAAAUAUGCAGGCAUCAAAGGACGCCUCCGCUUUAUCAGGAAGCCCAUAUCAAUCAUAGAUUUGAUAGUGGUCAUUGCCUCAAUCAUCGUGCUUGGGGUAGGGUCAAACGGCCAAGUGUUCGCCACGUCUGCCAUCAGGGGCAUCCGUUUCCUCCAAAUCCUGCGCAUGCUGCAUGUGGAUCGGCAGGGUGGAACUUGGAGGCUCCUAGGAUCUGUAGUCUUCAUUCAUCGACAGGAGCUGAUCACCACCCUGUACAUUGGCUUCUUGGGGCUCAUCUUUUCCUCCUACUUUGUCUACUUGGCGGAGAAGGACGCUGUCGAUGAGGAGGGCAAGACGGGUUUCUCCAGCUACGCUGAUGCUCUGUGGUGGGGCGUGGUGACCGUCACCACGAUCGGAUAUGGAGACAAAAUUCCUCAAACGUGGAUAGGCAAGGCCAUUGCCUCCUGCUUCAGUGUCUUCGCCAUCUCCUUCUUCGCUCUACCUGCUGGUAUUCUUGGCUCAGGGUUUGCCCUGAAAGUCCAACAGAAGCAGAGACAGAAGCACUUCAACAGACAGAUCCCUGCUGCAGCCUCACUAAUCCAGACACUGUGGAGGUGCUAUGCAGCGGAGAAACCAAACGGUUGUGCUGUUACCUGGAAAAUGUACGUUCUAACUCCAGAGGCUGUCGCCUCAGUGGAAUCUGAGAGUCCUAACAUCAGGAAGCUCAACAUAUCGAAAAAGGGGACCAAGAGGAGGCUGAAGUGCAGAGGAAAUGGUUCUAUGGGCGUGGCCUCAGAGAGAGCCGUAUCCAUCCCCCAGAUCACCUACGAUCACAUCGAUGACUCUGAGGAGAAGAAAGACGUCUCGUUUUUCGUGUCUGAGCCCACGGGGACUGUUGAAGGAAUCACCAGGAUAUUCAGGCAAACAGGCCCUCCUCUUCAUUCUUGGUCAUCUUUCACUCUGAGCUGCCCUGCCUCUCCAGUAAAGAAGAGUCAUGAUAACAACACGUCCAUUGACAUCUCCCGGGCCAACAGCUUAACCGAUGAGCUAGACUUCAUGACUGAGGAUAUUCCCCUUCCUGUGGUGACUAACAAAACUCAGUUGUCCCACGCCCAACGAUCAGCAGUAAAAGUUCUCCGCAGAAUGCAGUACUUUGUGGCCAGGAGGAAAUUUCAGCAAGCGCGGAAACCCUAUGAUGUGCGAGACGUGAUCGAGCAGUAUUCCCAGGGUCACCUCAACAUGAUGGUCCGCAUCAAGGAGCUUCAGAGAAGGCUGGACGGCACCCUGGGGAAACCAGGAAUGUUUCUUCCAGGAAAGGGGGAAGAUAAGGAAUACCCGACGAUCGGGGCACGGCUGAUCAGGCUGGAAGAUAAGGUCCAACAGAUGGACCAGAAAAUGGACUCGGUCCUACGGAUCCUGCUGGAGCAGUUUCCGCCCAAAGCGGAGCUCACGUCCAAACCCUCCAUCCGCAGGGUGACCAUCCAGAAAUGCGUGGGUGCUAGCAUCGACGAGGGGCCCUGACGCCGCGGAGGUGUUCACGUUGGGUGAGACGAUGCCCUCACUAUCAAAGGAUAAUCAAAGGAGCCGGAGCUCACAUCAACGGCAAGGCCUCCUAUGAAGGGGGAAGCUUGCAAACAAUCUCGGGACACAGUCUUCCAGAACCCCUCACCUUCCCCUCGCUUUUUCUUACCGACCUUUGACCCUUGAGAAAAGAACAACAUUUAACUGUCCGCUUGACGCUCAUCAGGGACAUGAAGGCAAAACAACCACUAAGCGUAAGAUUCCUAGAAAGCAGCCUGACAGACCUGUUCCUUCAGGUGAUUGCUGGCUCUUUAUGGGACCCUGUCUUUUUUUGUGUGUGUGUGUUAUCUAAAUGUAGCUUUUUUCUCCUACACUGGUACUAUUUCCCCUCAGUCUUUCGGUCGUUCAACCAGUGACAGGCUGCAUGUAUUUAUUUCACCACAUUAGCCCCAUAAUCACUACUACUCCACCAUGUUCAUUUAUACGCAGCCCGUCACCGAGCGGCAUUCCUCUACUCCAAAUAUUAUUUCAAAGCUAACUAACCCCAUAAUGAAGUCAUAAUGCAAUCAAAGCACUCAAGUUCCCCAAAGACAUCGAGAAAAACUGAAGGUCCGGCCGUGGCAGAGGCAUUCCUCAAACCCGUCUGAUUAUCUUGGCACCGUCCACACCCAGCACAAAACAGGGUUAUUUCCACAGACACAUAUCCACCAAUUUAACCGUACUCCGUCUGCAGCGGGUGUUUGUUGGUACUGAUCGAAUAACACGAGGAGGGAAGUGCAGAUUAUCUGUUGACUUUGCCCUGCAUUGAGCACCGUAAGGCCAUAAGGAGUGAAAGAAGUGGAACUAAAGACGUGUGUCUUGCCUGGGUUGGGUGUCCAACGUAGUGCUGAUUUACAGCUACGCUUGAGCUAAUAAAAAUAGCCAAACAGGACCUGGUGCCGCAUUACAGGACUCCAGUCUGAAGUUAUGGCACAAGGCUCUGUGUUUGCUUGAGGUUUUCACUCACAGUUUUCAUAUGGUUAUCAAUCUCAAACACUUUCAGCGGGACCACUACUCACACCGCCACCGGGACUUCUGCUUAACAUCUUCUGUUACCCUCGUCAGUUGGCUCACGCUGCCGCAUUCAAUUUAAAAUAAAUUUGCCCCAUUAGAGCUCUGAUUAUUUUUUCUCUCCUGAGCUAAUUAAGUGCUGAAUUCCUGGUAAGGGGAGAUUACCGACUGCGAGCGACUAAUGAAAAGAAACACUGGAAAAUGUUCAGAAUUUAAACUGCAAGCUUUGAGUAACGGCCUCGCUAAUGCUGUGUGAAGGAUUUAGAAAUUCUCUGCUACCACUGAGAGCAGACAUCUGACGGAGAGAGACUCUCGCUUUGUCUCCGCGCUCGUAGUAUUUAUCUGACAGGGCGCUGAGAGCGCGUAAGAAGCAGAAAAUAGAAAAUAACUCAGUUAGCUUUUGUAUGAAAGGCCUCCCAUAAUUAUAGCAUGCACAUUCCUAAAAAGACGGAUGCACACACCAAAGAGGGGUGAACAACUGAAGCGGAAAGAGAAGAGGCUUUUUCUCUGCGCUAGUGUAUAUUUUGAUAUUUUUGCAGUGGUUAAAUAUGAGCUAUUAUUUAUCUUCUAUUAAAUGAAAUGGUCGUAUUUAAAGGCACUCUAGUUGUGUGACGGACCUUGAUACAUAUCUGCCCGUCUGUCUCCCCUGUACAGUUUUGUAAGACUUGUAAAUAGAAAGAUUGCCUUAUUCUACUGUAUUUAUUAUAAUGUGAUCAACCUGGAAUACUAUAUAUCUGCUUGGAGUUGGAGUUGUACUAAACGCCGAGCGGCAUCCCGCUGUCUAAACGGAUGGAAAUGAUUGGAAAUGAUAUUCACACGGACCCUCUGCACUGUAACUGCUGUAAAUAAUUAAAUAAUAAAAACCAUUUCAUUAUG